GCUGCUGCUCUACAAGUGGAAUUUUUUCUUUCUGCUGCUUGGUUGCUGAGAAAGUGCUGGUAAAAAAGGGUGCGUUUGGAUAAUCGUGUUUGGGGUUACUAGGCUACUCUCGACCCUGGACCUUGCCUCAAUCUCAUUUCUCUCACGUAUCGCGGUAUAGGCAAUAUAAGUAAUAAAAGGGGAAAUUGUGUAAGUAUGGCAAGCAUGUUCAUGGCACCUACCUUCAGUCUUCUUUCCGUCAAUAGAAGCAGCAGUGGAUGCAGAAAGCCAGACUGCACUCCUAGGCAGUAUCAUGCUAUAACAAUGAGGAUAGAGAAACCUCUGGAGGAGUUAUACAAUGUGAGGGUGGAAAGGCAAGUGUCACCAAAGCGACUGGAAGAGCUGGGGGUUUCACGAUGGUCGAUAUGGAAGACUGGCAAAUCUAGGUUGCCUUGGGAUUGGCAUGUGGACCAGUUGGUUUACAUUGAGGAAGGGGAGGUGAGGGUUGUGCCUGACGGAAGCAAAAAAUACAUGCAAUUUGUGGCAGGAGACCUUGUUCGCUAUCCCAAGUGGUUUGAGGCUGACCUCUUCUUCAAUGGUCCCUACCAGGAGCGCUACCGCUUCCGAGCAUAUGGGGAUGACUAGUAAUUCUGCAUUACAUUUUUUCUGAAAGUUUGUUUUGGGUUCUGAUAUCCUCUCUUCUCCUUUUUUAAUCUUGGGUUCCUCUAGAGAGAUACACACUCCCCUGUGAACUUAAGACCAGUUUUCUGAUGUAUAAGUGUAUCAAUUUUAGUUGCGGCCCAAGUGAAUAGAAAUGAAUCAGAAGUUAAUGUACACUUUGAUUAUGCAUUUUUUGUUUAAACGAAUUCUCUCCA
Vitis riparia (riverbank grape) is the source of this 854-nucleotide messenger RNA. RefSeq lists its product as uncharacterized. The transcript is spliced from 2 exons. The coding region runs from base 196 to 624 and encodes 142 amino acids. The record is from RefSeq and is a predicted model, not a curated record. NCBI's taxonomy places the organism in Eukaryota, Viridiplantae, Streptophyta, Magnoliopsida, Vitales, Vitaceae.